This is a messenger RNA of Arabidopsis thaliana (thale cress), 1909 nucleotides long. Its product is annotated as O-Glycosyl hydrolases family 17 protein. The record is from RefSeq and is marked reviewed. Lineage: Eukaryota; Viridiplantae; Streptophyta; Magnoliopsida; Brassicales; Brassicaceae. Bases 314 to 1696 code for a protein of 460 amino acids. The transcript has 3 exons. Gene Ontology annotation, molecular function: glucan endo-1,3-beta-D-glucosidase activity; hydrolase activity, hydrolyzing O-glycosyl compounds. Gene Ontology annotation, cellular component: membrane; plasma membrane. Gene Ontology annotation, biological process: carbohydrate metabolic process.
GCACGUACCCCCACAAUCUCUGACAACAUUUGGUACAACAAUCUCCAAUCAGUACACGACUGAAACGGUCAAAUCCACAAUUAAAAUAAUAUUUACUUUAGACACGUCAUCGAGUUGAAAUAUUUACAUCACAAAACCGUACAGUUAAAAAAAACAAAGUCAUCCCCAAUAUCUCACGUGGGUCCUACCCACUACAUCCACCUCCCUCGUUCUCCUUCUUCUUCGUCUCUCUAUAUAAACACCAUCUUUAGCUUCUCCUUCACCGGAAUACAAAAACUGAAACCUUUCUCUAUUUAUCUCUCUAUACACAACAAUGGCGGUCUUCGUUUUAUCUCUACUCAUACUCUCUUCCUUCUCAGCCAUUCCAUUCACUUAUGCAGAUUCUGGAAUGAUCGGAGUUAACUACGGCCGUAUAGCAGACAAUCUUCCGGCACCGGAGAAAGUAGUUGAGCUACUGAAAACACAAGGAAUCAACCGCAUCAAGCUUUACGACACCGAGACAACUGUACUAACCGCACUCGCGAACUCCGGAAUCAAAGUCGUUGUCUCUCUCCCCAACGAAAACCUCGCUUCCGCCGCCGCAGAUCAGAGCUACACCGACACUUGGGUUCAGGACAACAUAAAGAAGUACAUUCCAGCGACGGAUAUCGAAGCAAUCGCCGUUGGGAACGAAGUGUUCGUCGAUCCGAGGAACACGACGACGUAUCUCGUUCCAGCUAUGAAGAAUGUUCAAAGCUCUCUCGUCAAGUUCAAUCUCGACAAAUCCAUUAAGAUCUCGUCGCCGAUUGCUUUAAGCGCGUUGGCGAGUUCGUAUCCACCGUCGGCUGGUUCGUUUAAACCGGAGUUAAUCGAACCGGUUAUUAAACCGAUGCUUGAUCUCCUCCGCAAAACGUCGUCGCAUCUUAUGGUGAAUGCUUAUCCUUUCUUUGCUUACGCAGCUAACGCCGAUAAGAUCUCGUUGGAUUACGCGUUGUUUAAGGAGAACGCCGGGAAUGUUGAUUCCGGUAACGGUUUGAAGUAUAACAGUCUCUUAGACGCUCAGAUCGACGCCGUUUUCGCCGCAAUGUCCGCCGUUGGAUUUAACGACGUUAAGCUUGUGGUGACAGAGACAGGCUGGCCUUCUGCCGGAGACGAGAACGAGAUUGGUGCUGGUUCGGCUAACGCGGCGGCGUAUAACGGCGGGUUAGUUAAAAGAGUGUUGACGGGAAACGGAACGCCGUUAAAACCGAAGGAGCCACUAAACGUUUAUCUGUUCGCUCUGUUUAACGAGAAUCAGAAAACGGGUCCGACUUCUGAGAGAAACUACGGGUUGUUUUACCCAAACGAGAACAAAGUGUAUGACGUUUCGCUCAACGGUAAGUCAACGCCGGUCAACGAUAACAAAGAGAAGGUUGUUCCGGUGAAACCGUCGCUCGUGGGACAGACGUGGUGUGUGGCGAAUGGUAAAACGACGAAGGAGAAGCUUCAGGAAGGUCUCGACUACGCUUGUGGCGAAGGAGGUGCUGAUUGCCGUCCGAUUCAACCGGGUGCCACGUGUUAUAAUCCUGAAUCGUUAGAAGCUCACGCUUCCUACGCGUUCAACAGUUACUAUCAGAAGAACGCACGUGGAGUUGGCACGUGUAAUUUUGGUGGUGCAGCGUACGUGGUCUCGCAACCUCCUAAGUAUGGGAAAUGCGAGUUUCCAACAGGGCAUUGAAAUGGAUAUAGAGAAGAAGAGGAUCGUGCGGAUUUAUUUACGUUAUUUAUUUUGAUACAUUGUUCUUUUGUCAUUCGAGUAUAUGAUUUGCGUAUAUUUAUUUUUAUUAUUGUAUAUUUGGUUGGUUUCAUCGGAUAAAUAGUCAGAUUUUCUUUCCCCCUUAAGCCUUAACUUCUUUGCUCGUGAGUUUAUAAAACUGACAAAACUUUGUUG